Molecule: messenger RNA, 1128 nt
Organism: Conger conger (European conger)
Lineage: Eukaryota; Metazoa; Chordata; Actinopteri; Anguilliformes; Congridae
Product: serine-aspartate repeat-containing protein D-like
Exons: 5
Coding region: 1-1128 (375 amino acids)
Molecular function (GO): calcium ion binding
Source: RefSeq, a predicted model, not a curated record
AUGGCCUCCUUCAAAACCUGGCAGAUAGGGCUGACGCUCAUUCUCCUGUGUUCCAUCCAAACCCCCUUUACUCCAGUGGUCAGAGCUCAGGAGGAAGCUCACACUGAAGACCACCUGGAAAACAAAGCUCACGAGAGUAAGGAGCCAACAGGUGGAGAGCUUGAAGGGGAUAAUAAUUAUGAAAAUGAUGAUGUUGGUGAUGAUGGUGAUUUUUGGGAAAGCAUAGAAGGAGCUAAUCAUGACGAUUAUGAUGGGGAUGACAAUGGUGAUGAUGAGGAUGAUGUUGAUGGUAUUGACACAGAGAGUGAAGAGGAAGUCAUCAGUGAUGAUGAUCAUGAUGGGGAGAGUAAAGAUGAAACAGUCACUGAUGAGUAUGACAACAAUGAUGACGAUGAUGAUGAAAAUACCAACAAUGGCAGUGACACCAAUGAGGAUACUGAAGAGGAAGGUGAUGGUGAUGAUAAUGAUAAUGAUGAUGAUGGUAAUGAUGACAGAGGAGAUGAUGAUGAUGGGGAUGGUGAUGAUGAGGAAGAAGAUCAUGAUACAAAAUAUGACAAUGAAACUGAUGAUGGUGACGACAAGGAUAAUGACAGCAAAGAUGAUGAUGAUGAAGAAAGAGAAGAUACUGAUGAUGAUGAUGAUGAUGAUGAUGCUGAUAAUGUAGAUGAUGUUAGACAGGAGGAUGAUGAUGUUGACGACACAGAGGAGGAAGAUGGACCUGAUUCAAUGGAUGGUCAUGAUGAAGAUGAUGGUGAAAGUGAUAAGGAGGAUGAUGAUAGUAAAGAUGAUCAGGAUGCUUCUGCUGCUGCUGAUGAUGCUAGCGAUGAGGAUAAUGAUACUGAUGAUAGCAAAGAGGAUGAACAAGAUCCCGAUGCAGAUGCUGAAGAUCAUGUCGAUGAAGUAGGCAGUGGUGAUGAACACCACCGUGCUGGAUCCCUCUGCAGCUACUGUUCCUUCUGUGAGCACUGUGAUGCAUGUGAAAUGUGCCCUUGUCAGGAGGGAGACAUGUCAGAACACUGUAAACACUGUGAGAUGUGCAAUGUCUGCUACAUCUGUCCUGUGCUAUGCGAUACGGUUUGCAGUCCAGGUGGCUUUGUUGAUGUACUAACAGGAUCACUCUACCAGUAA